This is a messenger RNA of Cladophialophora psammophila CBS 110553, 2511 nucleotides long. RefSeq lists its product as uncharacterized. Gene Ontology annotation, molecular function: DNA-binding transcription factor activity, RNA polymerase II-specific; sequence-specific DNA binding; zinc ion binding. The record is from RefSeq and is a predicted model, not a curated record. NCBI's taxonomy places the organism in Eukaryota, Fungi, Ascomycota, Eurotiomycetes, Chaetothyriales, Herpotrichiellaceae. Bases 1 to 2511 code for a protein of 836 amino acids. Gene Ontology annotation, biological process: positive regulation of transcription by RNA polymerase II; DNA-templated transcription. The transcript is spliced from 2 exons.
AUGGCUGACUCGCCCGAGACGGCGCGAGCCCGUGAUAAGGUCCACCACACGGUGACUGCCUGCGUUCGAUGUAGACAAAGAAAGACACGGUGCGACCCCACUCUCCCCCGAUGUGAGCCAUGCGAGAGGAGCAAUGCACACUGCGAAUACUACGACUCCACUAAGAAUAGGACCAUUCCGAGAACAUACAUCACAUCUCUGCAGGAAACUGUACGCCGACUCAAUGAAGAACUCAAGGCUCUGCAGAAAGAGGAGGACUAUGAGCCCGACCACGAGGCUAUGGCGCGUGGCGCCGGCCUAGUCAAAUUCAGUGAGAACGACGAAUGCCGGUUCCUGGGUCCCUCGAGCGGCAUUGCCAUCACCCGGUUCGUUAUGGAGUUCGCAAAACAGAACUCUAUCCGGAGGACCAUCAAGGACGUUGUGCCGCAGCAUGCUGCUCAAGAGAUCAAAGACAAGUUCGAUGAGGAGAGCAGCAAGCCUACGUCGAAAGUUUAUCCUCUCAUCAGCUCAGUCGCUGCUCCCGAACUCCCAAAUCGUGAUCUCAUGGAUCGUCUAGUCGAGAUUUACAUGGUUAAAGCCCAAUACAUGCUCCCACUUCUUCACGAACCUUCUUUCCGCAAAGAGCUCCAGGCUGUGUAUGACGGUUCAAACGAUCCUACUCUCAAUUUUCAGGUCCGCCUUGUUGUUGCAAUUAGCAUGCAAAAGCUAGACCCGCGAUACGCCGGACUCGCCGACAGCUAUUAUCUGGCUGCCCUGCCUUUUUUAUCGAGCGCUGUCCAGAAGAUGGAUGUGUCAACGCUUCAGUGCUUCGCGCUUAUCGCCCAAUAUUCACUGCUCACACCAACUCGAACAGCAGCAUAUUGGGUGGUUGGGAUUGCGGCAAGGCUAUGUCAAGAGCUGGGCUUGUGUGAAGAAGAGACGAUUCAUCGACCGCCUUCUGGCGUCCGGCCCAACGCUCUGGAAGUGGACAUGCGACGGCGAUUAUUUUGGAUCAUAACGUCCAUGGAGUACGGUCUCGCACACAGUCUCGGAAGACCGAGCGCCUUUGGUGUGACUGUGGACAAUAUCAACGUCAAUUUUUUCGAGCUUUGCGACGAUAAAUAUAUCAGUGCGGACGGACUGUUACCAGGUCACCAUGCAAUCAUGAAGAAAUGUAUCUCAAUCCAUUUUUUCAAGAUGAGGCUGCUCCAGGCCGAGAUCAGGCGAACUCUGUAUCUCAAGAAGCGCGAGGCACCGAUGCACGGCCAAGACCCAUGGUUUCACCAGAUGCUGACCAAGAUCAACAACUGGGUUCAUGAUUGUCCGAAGAACGACGAGGGAUCUGGGUUGAGCGAAGCCUGGUUUAUUGGCCGGAAAAACACAAUGAUUGUAUUCAUGUAUCGACCCUCGCCUCAAAUUCCCAGCCCAUCACUCUACGCAGCCCAGCAGUGCUACUCUGCAGCCAUCUUUAACAUCCAGCUCCAGAAACGCCAAGUGGAAGGGCACUUGAUCGACAUCACCUGGAUCUUCACCCAGGCCAUCUUCAUGGCUCUCAAUACAGUGCUCUGGUGCCUAUCCUAUCCUGGUAUUCGUCAACAGCAUCCCCUGGAAGAGGUACAGAUGCACAUCCGAGACGCCCUCAGUGCGAUCGACCUGUGCGCCGACCGCUGGCCGGGAGUGCGCUCCGCUCAACAACUCUACGAAAAUCUCGUCUUCGGCUGUCUCAAGGCCUACGAAGCCGACAGCAAGGAAUCACCUGCGUCGCAAUCAGACUAUGUCUCCUCCACGGCGACCCAAGAUUUGUGUUCGUCCGCUGCGUCUCAGUUUGCGAACAGUCCAGCCAGCACAACAAAUACCUCGGUCUAUGGAGCCCAGUCCCCGCAAUCUAUUCACAGCGUACACGGCACACCAAACAAUCACAGCUUCAAGAACGCAGCGGCCGGCUACAUCGAUCAUUCGACGCAACAACAAUUCCUUCCUCAAUCGGAGAUGCUCCCUACAUCAACACAACCCCUGGCCAACCCGCAACAACAGUAUAUCCCCGUCACCGCACAUCCAUCCCUUCCCCGCAUCGAUGCUGCAUCCAUGCAUUACAGUCUUCCUGGCUUUGACCCACUUUCCUUCCCAGCAACCACCGGCGCCACCACGGAUGCUGGUGGUCCCUGGACAGCUGCACCCCUAAUCCCGGGGGUGAUCCCCGGCAUAACCGGCUCUCCCAAUAUGAACUACGAUGAACUUCCAUACCUUGCCUCUUUCGGUCAAGAGUAUAGUCGGUACAUGGGACAAUAUUUCCCUCCACCGGGCCCGCAAGGGCCUCCUGGUUCUACUGGGACGGGAGCGGUACCAGGCAGUCAUCGUGGUGCGGCUACCGGAGUAGGCAGUGCGGGUAAUUAUGCGAUGCAGAGCCUCAGUUCCCAGCAACAAAUGGAACUCAUGGCGAUUCUGGAGAGUGAGCGGAGUAAAGGCCAGCUGCCGGACGUAAGUGGAAUGGUUAGUGAUGCGACGACGUUUUAUACGGCGCAAUUGCCGUAA